Myripristis murdjan (pinecone soldierfish) is the source of this 4384-nucleotide messenger RNA. RefSeq names its product activin receptor type-2B-like. Lineage: Eukaryota; Metazoa; Chordata; Actinopteri; Holocentriformes; Holocentridae. The coding region runs from base 1 to 1545 and encodes 514 amino acids. Gene Ontology annotation, biological process: cellular response to growth factor stimulus; activin receptor signaling pathway; protein phosphorylation. Gene Ontology annotation, cellular component: plasma membrane; activin receptor complex. The record is from RefSeq and is a predicted model, not a curated record. Gene Ontology annotation, molecular function: activin receptor activity; activin binding; ATP binding. The transcript has 11 exons.
AUGUCUUUUUCAUGGCUGACUUGUUCACUUCUUCUGGGAACUUUAUGCGCAGGGUACAGUCUGGGUGAAGCGGAGACCCGGGAGUGUGUGUACUACAAUGAUAACUGGCGUACGGAGAGGACCAACCAGAGCGGCUUUGAGCGCUGCGAGGGGGAGAAGGACAAGCGGCUGCACUGUUACGCCUCCUGGCUCAACUCCUCAGGGACCAUCAAGCUGGUGAAGAAAGGCUGCUGGCUGGACGACUUCAACUGCUAUGACAGGCAAGAGUGUGUUUCUAUGGAGGAGAACCCUCAGGUCUUCUUCUGCUGCUGCGAGGGCAACUACUGCAAUGAGAGAUUCACCCACCUUCCUGACAUGAUUGGCAGUGGCAACCGAGUGAAAAUCCGGCCUCCGCCCAGAGUGCCGUCCCUGCUCAACGUGCUUGUGUACUCCCUGCUGCCUCUGUGUGUGCUGUCCCUGGCCUUGGUGCUGGCCUUGUGGAUGUACCGCCAUCGCAAACCCCCCUACGGCCAUGUGGACCUGAGUGAGGAUCCAGGCCCAGCUCCUCCCUCCCCAUUGGUGGGUCUUAAACCCCUGCAGCUGCUAGAGAUCAAAGCUAGGGGGCGCUUCGGUUGUGUUUGGAAGGCCCAGUUGAUGAGCGAAUACGUUGCUGUAAAGAUCUUUCCCGUUCAGGACAAGCAGUCGUGGCAAAAUGAGCGGGAUAUAUUCAUGACUCCUGGGAUGCGACAUGAAAACAUCCUGCGUUACAUCGCUGCAGAGAAACAUGGAACGAACCUGGAGACGGAGCUGUGGCUCAUCAUGGAGUUUCAUGAGAGGGGCUCACUGACAGACCACCUGAAGGGUAACACUGUGACCUGGAGUGAGCUGUGUCACAUAGCAGAGACCAUGUCCCGUGGCUUGGCCUACCUCCAUGAGGAUAUCCCCAGCUACAAGGGAGAGGGGCCCAAACCCACCAUUGCACACAGGGACUUCAAGAGUAAGAAUGUGAUGCUACGAGAGGAUCUGACUGCAGUCAUUGGAGACUUUGGGCUGGCUGUGCGGUUCGAGCCAGGAAAGCCUCCAGGAGAUACUCACGGCCAGGUGGGUACGAGGCGUUACAUGGCUCCAGAGGUGCUUGAGGGAGCCAUCAACUUCCAGCGGGACUCCUUCCUGAGGAUAGACAUGUAUUCCAUGGGGUUGGUGCUGUGGGAGCUGGUGUCACGCUGCUCAGAGUCUGACGGCACAGCAAGCGAGUACAUGCUGCCGUUUGAGGAUGAAAUAGGCCAGCAUCCCUCCCUGGAGGAUCUGCAGGAUGUGGUCGUGCACAAGAAGAUGCGUCCAGUCAUCAAGGACUGCUGGCUCAAACAUCCUGGUCUGAGCCAGAUGUGCGAGACCAUUGAGGAAUGCUGGGACCACGACGCGGAGGCCCGACUGUCGGCCGGCUGCGUGGAGGAGCGCAUUGGCCAGAUCGCCAGGACGACCAACAGCACUACCUCAGACAGCCCCGUCUCCAUAGUGACGUCGCUCACCAACGAGGACCUACCUCCCAAAGAGUCCAGUACCUGAAUGGGUGCCACCAUCCAUCACCCAAGCUCCUGACUUUCGUUUUUCAAAUCCAAACUCAGCGGAUCUCCGUGAAUAUUUAAAAACAAACAAACAAAAAAAAAAAAAAACUAGCAACUUGAAUGCAGCUGCUAUUUUAUCCCAAUAUUGGUAUUAUUUUUUCUGUUUUUAAUGUUUUUGGUGUUUUAAGCCGGAUCUUACUAACACAUCCAUCUGCUGUAGUUCAAGGAGAAGUAGUAAUAAGCUAUAUGAUGGGCACAUCUGAUAACACCCACGUGUCAAAUCUUAAAUUCUGUCAUUACCUCAUGUAUUUCCUUUGCAUUAGUCUAUAUUUUAUUACCUCAUAUGUUACCUUUUGUUGUUUUCCCACUUGGUCAUGAUCGUCUGCAGCCAAACGAAAUGAACCAUGCUCCAGACCUCGAACGACACACGCUGCACACCUUGGAGGAACCGUUUUCAGACUGUUAGACAAGAUAUAUUCAUCUUCCUCAGGGGUCGAAGCUUCUCGUUUUAAACUCAAGCGUGUGCUCCCUUAUUUUAAUUUGUCAAAACGAUACAAAAGAUGGCAAUGAAAAUGGGAGCACAGCUUUGUUUUCUUGUUUUUUUUGCUUUUGUUUUUUGUUUUAAGGGAGAGAGCUAAAUGGGAGCUGAGCAGUUGUAUUGGACGUUUGGACUAUUGAAGAUUCGGGACAAACCUCUUUGUCCCCGGGGAACUACCUCUCAGGUAUCCAGUAGGCCUACUUUGGAACAUUUUCUAUAAGUUGAGAGCCAAGCUAUCCAGCUAGCUAUCACGGACAAUAUUCCUGGAUUUAAUUUUUUUUUUUUUUUUUUAAAUUGUAGAAAUGCAGAGUUACUCCUUUGCCAGUGCCAGGGGCAUUGAUGGAUGCUGUCUGGAGUUGCAAUGUUACACAUUCUUGAUUUUAACCGUAUGUCUGUGUGCGUGUGUAUGUGUGCGUAAGAAUUGAGGACUUAAUGAUGUGAGACAGAAAAAGAGUGUGUUCAAAGUAAGAACCAUGGGCAAGGUAGUUGGUUUUAUUCUCACGAGGGCCAUACUUGAGUAAGCAACAUGUCUGUUUUUUUCUUCUUUUUUUUUUUUUUUUUUUUUAUUUCAUUGGUGUUUGUUCAGUAGACUCAGUUGGACACCAGUCCCAGAUACCUCAGUCACUGUACGUCAUGCAAGGAGAGCUCAAAUGGUUGCCUUUGUCUCAAAUGCAAUGCCAUAGUUGUACCAUAACAUGAAUACCAUAACAUUGAAUGUCCGUUAUGCUGCUGUGACUAUUCCAGGAUACUCAAGGAUUUGUAGAUGUACGUGUUCUUUGUUAAUAUAACGCUAACGUGAUAACUCUCCAUGAUAUUAUGUGAGGCUAAUAUUCUUUUCUUUUUUCUUUUUUUUUUCUUUUUUUUUUUUGUGACUAGGUAAGCCCUCAGCUGCUUACUCCUCCAGACUGACCUCAGAUAUUCUGACAAGUACCUCAGGCUUUUUCUACAUGUAUAUCUCAAGUUGUGUUUAUGUAUUUUAUUGUGUAUUAGUAGUUGAGAUAUUUUAUUGCCGGUUGGGCCUCUGUCUGUGGAGAUUUUUUUUAAACAGAGCCUGACCAACUGUCAAGGUGUUAAUGCUGUACAAAACCUAAAAGAACAGAGGCAGAUUCUUGUAAAUAGACCUGUACACACAGUUGCCGAACACUGUUUUGUUUUUUUUUUUUCUUUUUCUUUCUUUCUUUUUUUUUUUUUUUUAAAUAUAGUAUCGGGGCAUUAUUGUUUCCAUUUCAUAUGAACCAGAAAAAGGACUUCUCACUUUCACCCCUACAUAUUUAAGAGUCAUUUUGAAAUUUAGCCCUGUGAUUAUAUAUAUAUAUUUUUUUCUGAGUUUUCAAGAACGGUGGUUGUGUUACUGACCUCUAUGAUAAUAAUGGUAUCAGUUGCUCUGGGUCAGAAGCUGUGUAGGUAGCACUUGCAUUAGGAAGCUUAGUGUGUAGUCGGAUUGUCUCUAUCAGCAAAAAAAAAAAAAAAAAAAAAAAAAAAAACAGAAAAGGAAAAGGAAAAAAAAAAUCCUAAUGGUUGAGUGUGGGUGGCUACUGCGAUGGCCACUCCCUUAAAACGCCAGUUUGAACAGUAUUACCUCAAUAUUAACCCGCUGAUGUGAUGUUCAAACCUGUUUGUGAUAGUUUAGCCAAGUUGGACAACACACAGGCCCAUCUGUUGUGCUUUGAUCAGUUCUGUGGCAAACCAGUGGUUUCAACAGUGGUCUGUAGCGCUUGCUCCUGUGCAGUCUUGGUAAAGGACAAAAAGAAAACCACACAACAAUACAACAAGUACAGUAUCUUUAAAUGUAUGGAAGUCAUAGAUGUGUUUAUAACCACAUGAUUGAUAAUGCAGCCCCAUUAUGAAUUAUGUAUCAGUGGCAUGUGAGUGGUCUAUGAGUCCAGCAAUAUUUAUUAUACAGCAAUAGUCAUUUGAAUAUCAAUUCCAGUCAUUGAAUUCAGCUGUGACUUAGCAAUUUUCUUCUGUGGAUUAAUAAAGUACAUCUCAUCACACCUGGAUCAUAUGUUCAGAUGAGAAAAACUCUUAAGACCUUGAGACAGGAACGUGCUGUGGAGUACAUUUUUAUCUGAGCUGAUCGUGACCCAGGGUGCUUUCACGUGUUGUGCCAGAAAACAGCGGUAAUGUAGGAAAUCCACCGUGAUGGGUUGUUUCCUCCAAAUGCUGUCUUACACCCAGCUCUUCUGAACAGAAAAACCAGUUACCUCAUGCAGUACCUCGUUAGUAACACUCACUAACAUGGAGAGAGUCUCAUCUUCAAAAAAAAAAAAAAAAAAAGUACCAAUUAUCAUGUAUAUAUUUA